ACUAUUUCUUCUCUCUAGCUUGCUCCUUCUCCAUUUUCUGCUCAUCUUCUUCCUCUUCAGAAUUUAGAAUAUUUCUUCUAUAGACUUCGAGACUGAGUAGCAGAAUGGAACAUGGAUCACUAUAUCCACCUGUAUCUCAUAAGAUACAAGGGCAACCCUACCUAUUCCUGAGGUAUUUUCGAGAUUCUCAUGCCUGCCAUCCAACAAUACAAAACAUUCUUGGAAGUGGUGCCUGUAUGAACUGGAGAUCACAAGGUCCAUCGCCUCUGGCAUUCCCAGGCAGAGAAUCAUCUAGCAUACCACCAUUUAAAAUCACUAUAGGAGCCCCAGUUGAAAGGAGUCAGCGCCAUCUUCUGAUUAAUUUGGUUCUUGAAUUAAUUACAACAACAGCAGUUGCUCCUAUAGAGCGAAUGAAGCUCUUAAUCCAGAGCCAGAAUAUGAUGAUCAACUCGGGUCAGCUGUCCCAACCAUACAAGGGAAUUUUGAACUGUUUCACUAGAACAAUCAGAAAUGAAGGCUUCUUCGCCCUGUGGAGAGGCAAUACUGCAAACCUCAUCUGUCUCUGUUCCAUGGAGGCACUGAGUUUGGCUCUCACAAGUUCUUAUGUGAGUUAUUUCAGUUACAUGAAAGACAAAAGCAACACAACUUCUGCAUUUCUUCUUUCUGUCAGAUUUCUUAUUGUUGGGGCUGCUGCAAGAAUUCUUCUGAUUUAUCCAUUGCUUUAUGCGGAAACACGUCUUGCUAAUGAUAUCAAAACUGCAAGAAACUUUGGUGGAAGGAAUUUAAUGGUAUAAUUGAUCUCUACAAAAAAACCUUGAAGUCAGAUGGCAUUCGUGGACUUUAUCGUGGAUGUAAUAUUGCAAUGGUUGAGGAUUUUGCAUUUGUUACAAUUGAACGGUUCUAACUUCUUGCCUCGAAGCCAUGGUUCAACAGUUAUCAGGUUAGUUAUGGCCAUGAAAGGUAAGGAACUGGCAUCAAUGUGAUUUUAUUUAUGCAUCUCAUGUGCUAAUCAUGGUUCUAUUUUGCUUGCCUUGCUUUGCUCCAGAAAAUCUUUGUUAAUUUACUAUUAUUGUCUCCUUUCUAUAGUCUAUACAUGAACUUUGUUCUAUUGGAAUUGACAAUAAUACAAUAUUGCACCUGUGUCUUGCAGACUAAUUUUUUGCCUGAAGGAAUACUAGGAUUGGGAACUACAACAUUUGCUCGGUUGGCCACUUAUCCAAUGGAUACUGUGAGCAGAAGGAUGAUGAUGAGCUCCAUGGAAGCUAUCCCAUACCAGAGCACAUUGGAUGCAUUUUCACAAAUUCUUAAAAAGGACGGUUUUAGGUCCUUCUACAAUGGUGCAGGGACAAAAAUCCUUUAAUUUGCUGCUCGUUUCAGUCUUACUCGAACCAUUAUUCACCAAGUUUCAUCUCCUACCCCUGCAAAGGAGGGGACGGGUGAUGGCGGUCGAGUUGCUUCAACCGUUAUCACCCUUAGAAGGAGUGAUGGUAAGGAUGGACGGCAUGGCAGUGACGGCAGUUGAUUUAUAUUACUUCAGCCCCCCAUUUCUGUUGAAGUUCAGUUUUAUGUUAGACAAGGAGUAGAGAUUUUGAUGAUUCCUUAUUAGAAUCCUCAAUUUUUGUUAGGUUUGUCCUUGUAUUGACCAAACAGAUUUUGAACACCAACGACUUGUUAGUUCGAGUGGAAGGAAUUCGAUUUUCUUUGAGUAAAGUCUUAAGUUUGAG
Messenger RNA from Rubroshorea leprosula, 1724 nucleotides. The record is from the annotation of a GenBank genome assembly. NCBI's taxonomy places the organism in Eukaryota, Viridiplantae, Streptophyta, Magnoliopsida, Malvales, Dipterocarpaceae.